AGUUACUUACACACCAAUGUUUUCUGUUUCACGGAGAGUCGUUACUGUUUGUGCUUCUGUACGAAGUACCGCUGCCUUCUCACUGGCUUCCGCAGCUCACCUUAAACAUAAAGCCAACUUCAAGUCGUCAGACUCCACCAUAGAAACCGACGAGAUCAUCUCCGAAAACAAUCCCUGGUCGCCAACACUUUACAACGACGUCGUAUAUGUGCACAAGCCCAAUUCUUUAAGGAGCACUGCACUUCCGGACAACUACCGCUUGUCUUAUCUGGCUCUUUAUGAGGCUCCAGGUGGAAAACACGUAGGGAUGCUCAAACGUUUGACUUUGAGUUUUGCUGUUUUGGGAAUUUACGGCGCCAAAUUGUUCUACGAAUCGACCCAGUUCGAAGAUAUUUAUGCACUUGGGACUUUGGUUGGUACGUUUAUGCCUGCCGCUAUUGUCCAAUACAAGACAAGAGACUAUGUCACGAGAAUCUUUAGACUCUACGACAAAGAAAAGCCCCAAACCUUAGAAAACUUAGUAGGUGAUGAAAAAUUGAUUUGUGAAAAGUUGAAUUUUACCGGCAGCAGAACCGUCAACGAGCUCUUGCAUGUUUCUGGCAACAAGCUGUUACUGUUGCUGAAACAAGCGAGGUUCCCUCUUUUGGCACCGUACUCUACCUGGGAAGAAAUAGACCCAGAAUCCAAUAAAAAAAGGCACUACUUCGUCGUGGACAAUCUCGGAGGUUUGAAGAUGGAUAGAAUAUGGGGAAUAAUAGAAAAAAAUUCGGGUGUCAACAACGGCCGUUUCAUAGAUGAAUCUAAGUAAACUGUGCAUACCUUGUAAAUAGACCAUCACUCUUGCAUCUCUGCUCAAAAGAAAUUCUACAGAGAUAUUCUUGUAGUAUUACUACAAUAUCUACUGAAGUCAUUAGUAGCAUUUAAUAUGCACAUUAUUAUAUAUACUUCUUUCAG
Molecule: messenger RNA, 954 nt
Organism: Scheffersomyces stipitis CBS 6054
Lineage: Eukaryota; Fungi; Ascomycota; Pichiomycetes; Serinales; Debaryomycetaceae
Exons: 1
Coding region: 17-808 (263 amino acids)
Source: RefSeq, a predicted model, not a curated record